UGCUGAUGCAGAAGACCGUCAUUGAACCGGGGGAUGAUGCACCGACUGUCGGCGGCUUCACAGGACUGAAGAAGAUAAGAAAUCCAGAGCGAAUGGUCAGGAUUGCUGUUGGUUACACAGGACACACCCCUCCCAAGAGUGACGACACUGACGCCAACAAUGAGCCGGGCCAGCUGAAGAUCUACCUUCCUAAGAAGCUGCUGGAGUGUCUACCCAAAUGUUCCUCUCUGCCCAAGGAGCGCCAUCGCUGGAACACCAACGAGGAGAUUGCUGCAUAUCUCAUCACUUUUGAGAAACAUGAUGAGUGGCUGACGACAUCGCCAAAAACCAGGCCUCAAAAUGGCUCUAUGAUCCUCUACAACCGUAAGAAGGUCAAGUACAGGAAAGAUGGCUACUGCUGGAAGAAAAGGAAAGACGGGAAGACCACCCGAGAGGAUCAUAUGAAGCUCAAAGUCCAGGGAGUAGAGUGUCUGUAUGGCUGCUACGUCCACUCCUCCAUCAUCCCCACCUUCCACCGUAGAUGCUAUUGGCUGCUGCAGAACCCAGACAUUGUGCUGGUACACUAUCUGAAUGUACCGGCAGUGGAUGAUAGCGGGAAGCCAUGUGGUCCUGUCCUCUGCUCUAUCAACACAGACAGGAAGGAGUGGGCCAAGUGGAGCAAGGAGGAGCUCAUUGGACAACUCAAACCCAUGUGUGCUGGAAGCAGCUUGCAUCAGAAAUGUUCCAGCGUCAAGCAGCGCAUCAUCUCAUCCAAGCAGGAGUCAGGGGCAGCAGCAGGAGGUGGAGCUGCAGCAGGUACCGGCGUAGCGGCAGGCCAGAGAGCUGAGGAAGCAGAUGGCACAGAAGUCCAGAACAGCGAUGUGUCAGAGGGCCAGACAGAGCCCAGUCCUGGGGGGGGCAGGAGCAGAGCAGGCGGAGGAGACAGGAGGAAUGGCAGGAUAACCAAACCCUCCCUACUCCCACAGAGCAGCAUGGAGGUGUCCUCGUCCACCUCCACCAACCAGGUGGAGGUCCCUGACACCACCCAAAGCUCCCCAUUGUCAAUCACCAGCGACAUGGCUGACAGUCCCGCACUUGCCAUUGGGGCUGGCUUGUCGCAGAGCACAGCCGUGUUUAUGUCUGAGGUCACCACAUUGACCGGGGACUCGGUUUAUUCUGCUGGCCACACCCACCUACUGGCAUCCACCCAUGAAAGCACCACUGCUGGCAUCCUGUUGGCUGUUGCCCCUGAAAACCAGAGGUUUGCAUCAUUUCCUGGUGGGGUAGGCUUAGGGGAGGGAGGAGAGUUGGUUCUUUCCAGCUCUCUAGACUCUGGUGGAGGAGUCAGCCUUCCUGAGACCACCAUGACCUUUGACCCUGAUUGCUUCCUCAACAACCCCAAGCAGGGCCAAACGUAUGGAGGGGGUGGAGGGAAGACUGAGGGGUGUAACGGUGAUGAUGGAGGACUCCACUGUUCCUCAAACGGUUUUGUCUACAACCCAGCCCUCGUCAACAACAUCAAGACGGAAGCUGCACCCCUGGAGCAGCCACUGGCCAAUCAGAGUAGCUAUGUGGGAGAAGGCACAGGCCUCAGCCCCAGUACCACCCUGGAGCAGAUGGACUUCAGUGCUGUAAUGUCAUCAGCCUGUGUCCCAAGUCUGAACCAGCCUGCACAUCACCCCUCCCCAAACCUCUUCCUCCAGGCCUCCCCACAGACCAGCCAGCCCUCCCAACUGCAGACCAAUGGUACAGAGGCAACCCAGGAAUCAGGCGAGGCCCAGGCUUACAUAGGCCUGCCCACGGUGCCAACAGACUCUCCAGUCACCAACGGAGACCCGCAUACACACCUCCACCAAGCCAGCCCAGACCAGCAGGCCCUGUGUGGAAGGAAUGGACAAGGAGCAGCGGUGGGCUCCUUCCCUCUGACACCACAGGAUACGAACGUCGACCAGUCCGGCAGCAGGGUACAUCGGGAGGUUGGGGGCUUAGACAAAGCUCCUGAGAAUGGAGGAGAGUUACUUCUUAAGUCUGGAGAUCAUCAUGAGGCCUACACGAGUGUGGACGCAGAGCACUACCUGCAACCCACAGAUGACAAUGGAGGAGGAGAGGAGGGUGGAGGAAGUGGUGGAGGAGGAGGGGGAGGAGGGGGAGGGGGAGGAGGGGAUAGUGACAUUCUCUGUAAUGGUGUAAGCUUGUCAGGGACCAGCAGUUCAGUGGUGGCCAGUCCACAGUCGAUAGCUGCUGGUGCAGGCAUUGAGGGGGCACUCUACAGUUCUCCUCUUCCUCAGCAAGGUGGAGGGGUGUCAGCUGCAACAGCUGGGGCAGGAGCGGCCAUCAGUCUGGAAGGCUUUGAGGCCUCAUUCGGAAGCCAGUUCUCUGAUCUUAUCAAUGAUUUCAUCUCAGUUGAGGGGUCUGGAGGUGGGGUGGGGGCAGCUGUUGCUGGGGUUCUGAUGCCCCAGGAGGGGGCAGCAGGAGAGGAGCAGGGCACUGGAGCAGGCCACCUGCAGGGCUCGGAGGUGGAGCAGGGAGCUCUGGGACUGCUGCAGGAGACUGGGAGGCUGUUUGGUGUGACAGAUUACUCCCCAGAGUGGUCUUAUCCAGAGGGUGGAGUAAAGGUCCUCAUCACAGGUCCCUGGUUGGAGUCGAGCAGUGAAUACAGCUGUCUCUUUGACCACAUCAGUGUCCCUGCUGCCCUCAUCCAGCCUGGGGUGCUGCGUUGCUACUGCCCAGCCCAUGACACAGGACUCGUCAUGCUGCAGGUAGCUAUGGGCGGUGAGGUCAUCUCUUCCUCUGUGGUGUUUGAAUACAAGGCGCGCGACCUUCCUGCUCUCCCGUCUUCUCAGCAUGACUGGCUGUCCCUGGACGAUACCCAGUUCAGGAUGUCCAUCUUGGAGCGCCUGGAGCAGAUGGAACAGAGGAUGGCUGAAAUGACCAAUCAGAACCCCAGCUCAGAAACCAUAGCAACCAAGGGGGGAGGAGUGGAGGGAGGAAGAGCCACGGAUCAGCAGUCUCAAAUCUCUCCCGAUCAGGGUUCAUUUGAGGGUCGCGUGGUGGUGGUGUGCGAGAAGAUGAUGUCUCAGCCAUGCUGGGCUUCAUCCAAUCAGCUCGUACACAGUAAGAACUCCAGAGGAAUGACCUUACUGCAUCUGGCUGCAGCUCAGGGCUAUGCAGGGCUCAUUCAGACACUCAUAUGCUGGCGCACUAAGCACGCUGACAGUAUUGACCUCGAGCUUGAGGUGGAUCCUCUCAACGUAGACCACUUCUCCUGCACUCCACUGAUGUGGGCAUGUGCUCUGGGCCACACUGAGGCAGCACUGGUGCUUUACCAGUGGGACCCAAGAGCUCUGGCUAUUCCUGAUUCGCUGGGACGCUUGCCGCUCAAUAUCGCCCGAUCCCGGGGCCACACUCGAUUGGCUGAGCUCUUAGAGCAGCUGCAACAGACUCCUCAAGCUCAGGGCCAGCCUGCUGACACUUGGAUGGACAGGUGGAGAGGAGAGUCACAGCUCAGUGGAAUAAGCAACAGCCCCACCCCUAACUCUAACUCAGAGCUGAGGAGAGCCAGGACAGAGAGCCAGCCAGACAACCAGAACCAGAACUGGAGCCAAACAGGACACAGAGCCUCACAGGGAACCCAGGGAGAACAGCGAGGUCCACCCCCAGCCAAGAGACUCAAACCCAGCCCAGACACCCCGCAACAGCUAGCUAACUCAACCCCCGGCACCAACACCCUCAACUCCCUCCUCAACUCCUCCCCCAGUCCUAACCCUCAACGUUCUCUCCUACCAAACACCCCACAAACUCAACCCUCCAACCUCAGCUGUCAGAGCGCACCUCCUGCCGGCUCCAGUCCUAACCGUCCUCAGCUGCCCAGCACCCCAUUCUCCCACCUGCAGGCCAGGAUAGGGGGGUCUGGAGGGGGCACCAGGUGGAGUCUGAGACAGACUCUGGGGCAGCGUAGCCUAGCCAGGAGGAUUCUAGGAAAAGAACGACUGGCUAUUCACCUGCGCCAAAGAGUGCUGUCUGACAGGGGAGAGGAGACAGAGCUGCUGACCUAUCAGGAUAACGCAGAGGACUUGCAGAUGGACAUUACGAUGCUAGCUGAUCACAUCAUGGAGGCUUCAACUGGUAGGCUUAAGCAGGAGACAAUGGAGACUGAAACAGACUCUGGGAAGGUGGGGAUCAGCAGUGACGUCAGGUUACUGUCUGGUUACCUUGGUGAAGUGGAGAGGUUUCUAAACUUCAAGCCCCCGACUCCUAGCCCCAAACCAAACUCUCUCUCAGGGCCAGAGGAUCAGCAGAGUCCUCAGGCUAAGCAAGCCCUGUCGUCCUCCUUUGACUGGAGCUCCUUCCUCUGUGCAGCUAUGAAAGAGGAGAGGUUGAAAACGGACUCUUCCUGUCUAACAAUGACUGAAGCAGAGCAGGGAGAGCUGUAUGAGACCAUCAGGGAUGCUCUGCACUCCCUCAGAAAACACAAGGGUCCCAUUCAGGAACAACGCAAAGAGAUUGCAGCAGUGAUUCAGCGCUGCUAUAAGAGAUACAAGCAGUAUGCACUUUAUAAGAGGAUGACCCUGGCAGCCAUCCUGAUCCAGAGUCGUUUCCGGAGUUUCCAUGAGCAGAGGAAGUUCCAACAGAGUCGUAGAGCAGCAGUCCUCAUCCAGCAAUACUACCGCUCCUACAGACACUCCCUCAGCAGCCUCCUAACUAAAAAACAGAACCAGGCUGCUCGCAAGAUCCUGAGGUUCCUGCUCCGAUGCCGCCACAGGGCCAGAGAGCAGAGAAAGGCCAGGGGUCCUGAGAGCCCACCGCCAGGCCCCACACACAGCCCCCUCAGCCUGUGAGCAAUCUCUACAUCCUCCCCGCCCUCCAUCUUCUCCUUUUUCUUUCUCCUUUCUUCCAUCCUCCCCAAACUCCUUCGCUUUCUACCCCCAACCCCCUCUCCCACCCCUUUCUUUCCUUCUCUUGCCUCUUCUUUCUCACUCUUUCUCCCCUCUUCUCUCAAGAGGGAAAAACUCUUCCCAGACAGACUGAGGACAGGAUAGGUGUCCAUCAUGGCAGCUCAGACAGACAGACUGCUGGGUAGAGCCCAGGGACCUGGCUCUGCCCACAGCACUGAUCCUCCUCCACAGUUUCACUGGGAGGCCAUCACAUUAACCUCAUGGCAUUCUUUGCACUCUUCAUGGGUAUGUUUCUUUGCAAGAGCAAGUCGACGAGUCAAACGAGAGAAAGCGAGGAAGCGCCUAGCAGCGACAUCCUGCCGUUCGUGGCGGCGGCUGGAUGUGGCGAAAGGCUCCUGUGAUGAACAGCUGAUUCAAGAGAAAGGCUACUUUGACAUGCUGAACAUGUAGAAAACCUUUUUUGCGUUUUGUAUGCAAACGGUGAUCCAUGAAAGAAUAAGAAAACAUAAACCAAAAAACUCACUUCUAUGUUGCAUUUGCAUGCAAGGUUUUUUCGCUUAUUCCUCCUCUCCAUCAUCCUGAAGAGCUCUAGUGGCAAAUCAUUCUGCUGACUCAGUGUAUCACAAUACCACCAACCACUCUGACUCACAGGCUUACAAACCUAUUAAUCAGUCACCCGAUCAAAAGGGGAGGAACUGCACUUGAAUGUAAGAGGGGCAUUGUUAGAUAAGGGUUGGGGUCUGAAUAACGAUGUCUUAAUUUGUUACAUGGACUUUGUAUGGAGUCGUUCUCAGAGGCAGCACUUUGCUAGCCUGACGUGGUGUGUCCGUGUUUGUUCAAUUCAAUGCAUGUGUUUGAGCCACGAGCUCCUGCAUGCUUGCCAAACUGCUUUAGUGUUGUUUCUUUUGUAUUUCUAUGUGUAGUUGUGUCUCACUUACGUCCUCAUCAACUUAUCCUUGCCCUGUGUAAUGUGAACUGUGUAAGGACAAAUGACUUCAUUUUGGGUGCUUUUUUAAACUUUAUUUAUUUAAGGGUCUAAUUAUUUAUUUAAUUGGCUCAAGAGUGGUUAAGCUUGAGACUGGUUUUCCCCCCUUGUGUGGUAAAAUAUGACAUGUUCCAAUGGUUAAA
This is a messenger RNA of Thunnus maccoyii (southern bluefin tuna), 6002 nucleotides long. Its product is annotated as calmodulin-binding transcription activator 1-like. The record is from RefSeq and is a predicted model, not a curated record. Gene Ontology annotation, cellular component: nucleus. The transcript is spliced from 21 exons. Gene Ontology annotation, biological process: regulation of transcription by RNA polymerase II. The coding region runs from base 6 to 4817 and encodes 1603 amino acids. NCBI's taxonomy places the organism in Eukaryota, Metazoa, Chordata, Actinopteri, Scombriformes, Scombridae. Gene Ontology annotation, molecular function: double-stranded DNA binding; protein binding; transcription coregulator activity.